Messenger RNA from Monopterus albus (swamp eel), 1739 nucleotides. It is a transcript of the gene ubtd2, whose product is annotated as ubiquitin domain containing 2. The record is from RefSeq and is a predicted model, not a curated record. Gene Ontology annotation, molecular function: protein binding. The transcript has 3 exons. NCBI's taxonomy places the organism in Eukaryota, Metazoa, Chordata, Actinopteri, Synbranchiformes, Synbranchidae.
GGAAGGAAAUGAGGGGAGGGAAGGGGAAGGGGGAAGAGAGAAAAACGAGAGAGGGGGGCUGGUGGAUGUAGCUCUAGCUGUGGGCCGGGGGUGAGCUACCUAGCCCGGGCUGCUCUGCCGAAACAUCCAUGGGUGGCUGUGUGGGGAGCCACCACGACUCUUCGGGCAGCUUAAACGAGAACUCAGACGGCACUGGAGUGGCUUUAGGGCGUAACCAGCCCCUGAAGAGAGAGCGGCCUAAAUGGAAAAGUGACUACCCGAUGACUGAAGGCCAGCUGCGCAGCAAGAGAGAUGAGUUCUGGGAUACGGCGCCAGCAUUCGAGGGACGGAAAGAAAUCUGGGAUGCUCUGCGGGCUGCGGCCAGUGCCUUUGAGAGCAAUGACCACCUUCUGGCUCAAGCUAUCCUUGACGGAGCCAGCAUCACACUUCCGCAUGGAGCUCUGACUGAAUGUUACGAUGAACUGGGGAAUCGAUACCAGCUGCCAGUCUAAUGCCUCCCUCCUCCCGUCAAGCACUCUGAUGAGCCUGACGCUUCAGACCCAGACUCCGCUGCCGCAGACCCAUCCUCAGGCAGCGGCAGUGACCCCAGCUCAGGAGGGGAGUGCCAACUUCGGCUGAGACUCUCCACAGGUCGCGACCUCCAGCUGGCAGUCCGCUCCAUGGACACAGUGGGCAUGAUGAAGCGUCGUCUACAAAAUCAGGAGGGGGUGCCUGCUGCGACCCAGCGCUGGUUUUUCUCAGGUCGGCCACUGACAGACAGACUCCACUUGGACCAACUCAACAUCUCCAGGGACUAUGUAGUGCAGGUCAUCCUCAGUCAGCCACCACCACCAGAGCCAGUAACAGCAGGACAUACAGCAGAGGCCUCUGGGCCAGAGGAAGCAGUGGCUGCACUGCCACAAGAACCCACGCCGGCGGAGAAUUAACUCUCCCCAGCCUGGCAGCCUGGAGUGGACUGGCAGUAUAAAAGGAGGAGGAUAACAAGGGAGAAACUCAACUCAACUCUUCUCUUCUCUUCUCGACUCUUCUCUUCUCUUCCCUUGCUUUUGCUGAGAAGGGCUUUGUUUGGGCAGACGUUAGUUGUCUGCUGGAGCAAAAGAACUCUUGAAGUGAGAAAAGACUCUUUGGUUUUACACAUUGAAAUUUGGACCUUUUUUGAAGUCUUUUUUUAUCUGUUCCUAUGGAAACCGAACAACAAGAAGAGAACUUUGUCAGAUGGUUUAAAGGUUCAGUUGUUUUUGUGCUUCAUUUUCCAUUUAAGUUCUGCUCUCUGGCAAAGCUGGGCCAGCAGAGUUCUGUUUAUGAGACUACAGGGUUAUACAUUUUCAUUACAGUUCAGUAGAUAGUUUAACACUCAUGACAGUUAUUCAGGCAACUUCUCUUAAUCAUGCAUCCCUCACACCAAGGACAUCAGCUGGGGAUUAAGUCUGUAUGCUAACAGCUAUAAAGAACUGUAUUCUCAUGGUAGUUCUAGUUAGCAAACAGAUGUGUCCACCUUCUUGAUGGGACGUUUCAGUCAGGGGGCACAGCUGGAUGUUUUACCAAGCUGCUGCUGGAUUAGAUACUUUAUUUUACUCUGCUCUACAGAACAAUGAGAGUAAUCAAAUAGUAAACAUUAAGUAGUCAGCGUAUGUGUGUGAGUGGGUGAAUGUUCAUAUACAGUAUGAUCAAGAAACAACCACACUUAUUCAUGUGGCAGAAGAAUGGACCGGACGGAUCAGAAACGCAGCUGCAUAUUU